AAGACAUAACCUGCCUAUCUGCUCUGAAGAGUAGAGCUGUUUUAAAGCUUGGGUCUUUUAUUGAUCAGGAGUUGCUUGCAUUGUUUUUUAUCCAAACCAUGUCCAAACUGGUGGAGUGUGUCCCAAAUUUCUCUGAAGGGAGAAACAAAGAGGUCAUCGAUGCCAUUGCGACUGCUAUCUCCAGCACAGAGGGCUGUCUCCUUUUGGAUGUGGACCCGGGCCCCUCCACUAAUCGCACUGUCUACACAUUUGUAGGCUCUCCUGAAGCGGUGCUAGAGGGAGCACUCAGUGCUGCCAGAGUUGCCUUUCAGCUCAUUGACAUGACGAGACACACAGGGGAGCACCCCCGGAUGGGCGCUAUGGAUGUGUGUCCUUUCAUUCCCGUGCAGAAUGUUUCCAUGGAGGAGUGUGUUUGCUGUGGGAAUCGCUUUGCACAGCGACUGGCUGAGGAACUGGGAGUCCCUGUGUAUUUGUAUGGGGAGGCAGCUCGUAAGGAGAACAGAAGAUCAUUGCCAUCAAUCCGUGCUGGAGAGUACGAGGCUCUUCCAGAAAAGCUAAAAAAGCCAGAAUGGGCCCCAGAUUUCGGACCAUCUCGUUUCGUCCCUACAUGGGGAGCGACAGUGACAGGCGCCCGCAAGUUCCUUAUCGCUUACAACGUGAACCUCCUGAGCACCAAGGAACAGGCCCACCGCAUUGCUCUGGACAUCAGGGAGCAGGGUCGGGGGAAAGAACAGCCUGGCAGCUUGAAGAGGGUUCAGGGGAUGGGCUGGUUCCUAGAAGAAGCCAACCUUGCCCAGGUCUCCAUCAACCUUCUUGACUUUGAGGUCACUGCCCUGCACAUGGUCUAUGAAGAGGUCUGCAAAGUUGCAGAAGAGCUGAACCUGCCAGUCGUGGGCUCUCAGCUUGUUGGGCUGAUCCCCCUGAAAGCUGUGCUGGACUCUGCAGAGUUUUACAUCCAAAAAGAAAAGCUCUUUAUUUUGGAGGAAGAACACAAAGUGCGACUGGUUAUCAACCGACUGGGUCUAGAUUCUCUUGCACCUUUUGUUCCAAAGGAAAGAAUCAUAGAGUACAUGGUUGAGAGUGAGGACGAGAGCCUGGUAUCUAUGCCACUUCGGAGCUUCAUUCGGAGUGUUGGAGCAAGAUCUGCUGCACCAGGGGGAGGCUCUGUAUCGGCUGCAAUUGCUGCAAUGGGCGCAGCAUUGGGAGCGAUGGUGGGACAGAUGACUUAUGGAAAGCGACAGUAUGAAGAUCUAGACGGCAUCAUGAGAAGACUAAUCCUUCCCUUUCAUCAGUCCAUGAAUGAGCUGAUCUCAUUGGUUGAUGCAGAUUCAAACGCCUUCAACAGCUACAUGGCUGCCCUUAAACUGCCUAAAACCACAGCUGAACAGAAGGAAAGGCGUGAAGCUAUGAUGCAGGAAGGCUUGAAGAAAGCCGUUGCAGUGCCCUUAUUUUUGGCAGAGAAAGUGAACAGCCUGUGGCCAACUCUAAAGGAGCUGGUCCUCUAUGGAAACAUAGCCUGCAAAUCAGAUAUUCAGGUGGCAGCUAAAGCCCUAGAGACUGCAGUGUUUGGAGCCUACUGCAAUGUGGUGAUAAAUCUGAAGGACAUCAAAGACGAAGCCUUCAAGACGGCAACGCAGCAAGAAGCUUCCGGUAUGCUGGAAGAGGCCAGAGCAAGUGUGAAUACUGUGCUGGAGGCAGCAGACGAAAGAAAGAAAUAAACAAGAGCCACGUGGAAUUGCCUGUGGAAGCAGAGAUCUGUAUCCAUGGAAACUGCAAACAAUAAACAUUUAGCGUGAAAGUCA
Molecule: messenger RNA, 1802 nt
Organism: Acipenser ruthenus (sterlet)
Lineage: Eukaryota; Metazoa; Chordata; Actinopteri; Acipenseriformes; Acipenseridae
Gene: ftcd
Product: formimidoyltransferase cyclodeaminase
Exons: 14
Coding region: 99-1718 (539 amino acids)
Molecular function (GO): folic acid binding; transferase activity
Source: RefSeq, a predicted model, not a curated record